UGUGAGUGGGUUCUGGGUGGACUAUAUAAAGGUAGGUGCUGCCACGCGCGCCCUCUGCGUGUGAAACAUCGGUCGGAUCGGACGGAGGUUUCUGGUGAGACCAGGUGGUGGUGAACAUGGUGCAGCUGUCUCCUUCUCCGACUCCGGAUGUCCAACAUCCACCUGAACGCUCAGAGGGAGGUGAGGAAAAACGGGAGGAUCCGGAUCAGGUGGCGGACGGUGGUCCGAAGGUGGAUCUGUCAGGGGGGCCGAACAGCCCCCAGCUGGAGGUCUCUACCGCCUACUACGGAUACGAAACUUACAUUGAAGACGGCCUCAUCUGCUUGAAGCAUAAAAUUCGGAACUUGGAGAAAAAGAAGCUGAAACUGAAGGACUACCAGAAGAGGCUGAGUCAGGGUGAGGUGCUGAACAAAGAUCAGAAGGCAGCUGUGGAAAAGUACGAGGAAGUGCUCCAUAACCUGGAAUUUGCUCGGGAGCUGCACAGAACCUUGGAUGGUCUGACCCAGAGUCUCCUGAAGGCCCAGAAGAAGGCGGUUAAGAAGGAGCAGGUGGAGAAGGUGGAGGCAGAGAGGAGGCGUCUGACGAUGGUGCUCAGAAUCCAGAACCUCCUUGCUGCCCUGCAGCAGGAACACAUCCAGAGAGCCCUGCUGGUGGGACAGAACCGGGCCCCCCUCAUCUCGGCCCAGCAGCUUCACAGCCUGAACCAGCUGGCCGCUCUACUGGGGGUCCAGAGGGACUGCAGACUCAGUUUAGAGGAGCAGAUGGAGCAAUCUGCGCUGGUCUACAUGGACCUUCUGGAGGGGAACGACAAACCAGUGGCUGGAUCCACAUAUAAACUCCUAAAAGAGGAGCUUGUCAGACUGUUGAACUCCAGCUACUUCAGUCGUCUUCCACCUCCACCCAGCAGGACUCCAGAGGGGUUGCAGAGCUCCACCACCAUGUUGAAACCAAAACCAAACGAAGUUUCCAAGGAGUUUUUCAACAGACUCUAUCUGACCGACGUGGAGACGCCUUCCACUCAAAACUGGAAGGAGGGCUUCCAGGCUACGAGGGAGCAGGAGCCUCCUGACAGCUGGGAUGGAUCCCCAUCACCUCAGACUACAGUCCACAAACCGUGGCGAGGAGCUGCCACUUUCAUCCCUAAGGUGGUCCCAGUUACCACCAAUAAGCAGACUGACUGCAAACCAACGAAAGAGAAGAAGACCAAAGGAGAACAAAAUCCCAAGUCUGUGCUGCAGAUAGACAUACCUGUGGAGGUUUUCAGCUCCCCAUCUGCUCUACCCAGAGACCCCGCCCUGAGGAAGCAGCACCUUGAAGACCUCAUCACCAAGAUCCAUGGCUCCUUCAGUUUCAUGCAGGACUCUCUCUUGGAUGGCGACAGCUCUUCCACCAAUGGCCAGCCCAGACUGAAGAGGCGUCCCUCCAGAGAGCCGUCUCCUCUGGCUCAGGGGGGGUUACGAAGUCCGACUGAUGCCAUUCCCAAAGCCAUGCAUUCCACCCCGCUGCCUCCCAGGAUGUUGGAGCGUAAAACCAGUCUAACCAGUGCAGAGCAGUCUCUGGACACCAGUGACGUGGAUCUUUGUCAGGAGCAGCUGCAGCUGGCCGAGCGGCAGACGUUCUCCUCACCACCGCUGUUCCGCAGGAACUCUGCUGCCUCCGGUCUGGAUGAGAACAUCUGUCCACCACCAAGGCCGGCGGCUGAUUUGGGGAAGCGGUCUCCCUGUAACGGGGUGAGGUCCUCUACGCCACCCCAGGCAGACUCCUUUUCCACGCCCCCCACCAGGCGGGCUCUCAGUUCUGCUCAGCUUCCCAACAUCCAGCCGGUGGGUACCACUCUGCCCCAGAACGGGGAACUCAACUACAAACCCAGUCCUGCAGUUUUCUCUAAGCCCAGGUACAGCACUGCCAGCACCCAGACACCUCCAGAGUUUGCUCAUCCUGAAGACCCUCAGAUGGCAUGCCAGUUAGAUUACACAGCGGGCGGCAGCGGGCAGUCCUUCCUGUCACCUGGUCGGCCAGGUGGAGGCGUGAGUAGGCCCAGCCAGUACUACAGAGGACCGGUGAGAGGUAUGACACGUGGUGGAAAAGGACUGGCACAAAGCUUUCGCUCCUCUGCUUGGCUCAGAGGAGGAUCCUACAUCCCGCAGUCUCAUCUCAGGGAGUCCGGACCUCUCCUCUAUGCAGCCAGCGAAUCUGGAUACCAACCCAUGUACAGACGAGGAGGAGGAGGGAGACACAACUCCAGUGCUUGGAGUGACUCUUCCCAGGUGAGCAGCCCAGACCGGGAAGGAACCUUUAUAACCAUGGACUCGGGUCAUGGCGACUCCAUGUCAGUAUCCACAGUGGAGGUCCCACUCACUCCCCACAGCCACCACCCCACCGCCUUACUUCCUAUGCAGCUCUACCCACUCUCCCAGCCACUGCGUGUUGCGUUCACUGCCUCUCGCACCGCCAACUUUGCCCCAGGAAACCUAGACCAGCCCAUCGUGUUUGACCAGCUGCACAGCAACCUGGGGGAGAUGUACGACACCCACAUCGGCCGCUUCACCUGCCCCGUCAACGGGACCUACGUCUUUAUCUUCCACAUCUUAAAACUCGCCAUCAAUGUUCCCCUCUAUGUUAACCUCAUGCGCAACGAGGAGGUGAUGGUGUCGGCGUACGCCAAUGACGGAGCUCCAGAUCACGAGACUGCCAGCAACCACGCCAUCCUACCUCUGUUCCAAGGGGACCAGGUGUGGCUCCGGCUGCAUCGGGGUGCCAUCUAUGGAAGCACCUGGAAGUACAGUACCUUUUCUGGCUUCCUGCUGUAUCAGGACUGAUCAGCUGGAAGCCGAACGGCCCUCUUCUUCCAUGUGGACUGGUGGAUUUGUCCCUCAUGGGGAUCAAACUGGCGUCUCAUGUGGUCAGUUGCCCUUGUCACCAUAAAACCCAUUCAGAAUGUUGAUCUAUUGGUGAAAAAUGGCGUUUCUUUACACUUAGAGUAGGUUUAGGGGUUACGUAAGCUUGACUCAGACGGACUUGCUGGACUCCUGUUCAGUAGAUUGUGGUGUUGCACCUGGAGCCGGGUCCCAGCUUCUGAACUCCCGUUGCAGUAUAUCAUUGUUUAGCACGGCCUCCAGUCACAUUUUGGUGGCAACUCUUUUGCAAUGUUAUGAAUUUGUGCCUUCUUUUUUUUCUGGUUGGCUUUUGGACAACUGUCCGGGUGUUAAACCGUUAAUGGUUUAACUAACGAGGUGAAUUAUAAGUGACUAGAAGCACUCUAUGCUCGAUGCUGGUCUCAUGACAUCUGGACUAGCUCAGGAUGGGAGAAAUGUACUGUAGGUAGGUGGUGGGAAUGGUGUUGUACACUUGAGACCAACUUGGAGCACCGACAGGUUGUUUGGAGAAAUAAAUGGUCUGUUAGUGCCUGAAUAAAAGAUUA
Melanotaenia boesemani (Boeseman's rainbowfish) is the source of this 3421-nucleotide messenger RNA. It is a transcript of the gene caprin2, whose product is annotated as caprin family member 2. The record is from RefSeq and is a predicted model, not a curated record. NCBI's taxonomy places the organism in Eukaryota, Metazoa, Chordata, Actinopteri, Atheriniformes, Melanotaeniidae. Gene Ontology annotation, cellular component: cytoplasm. Gene Ontology annotation, molecular function: signaling receptor binding. The coding region runs from base 117 to 2819 and encodes 900 amino acids. The transcript has 21 exons. Gene Ontology annotation, biological process: positive regulation of canonical Wnt signaling pathway.